AUGGAACAGCAAAUUCGCGCUUGGCUACGCUACUCGCUCGUCUUCGGCUUCUAUAUGAGCCCAACCACAAACAUCAGCAACAACUCAGCACAGCCAACAAGUCUCUACGCAGCGCUACCGCGGAACGGUUUUAAAUUUUCACUGCAGCGUUUGAAGAAACUCUACCUCUUCGCAUUGCUGCCCUGGCUCUGUGGGCUCUAUGUGAACGGCCUGUUGUCGCGCAAACCCGUACCGGGCACCAUGCUCAGCUGGACCGUGGCAACAAUGUUCUUUAGCUCGCAAGCGCUCUCGACUAUACUCAUGACGGCCGAAGGCAUCUGGCGUCAACAGCAGCAUGAGACAUUCUUGCGUCUGCUGCACGAAAUCGAGUUCUCAUUGCGUCUGCGACUCAGACAGGAUAUCAAAUUGGAUUGGCUUUUGCCAAAUGUGCGUCAGCUGUUAAGAUUUAUGCUUUGGCUUUCCGUCAUUUGUGUGCUCAUAUUUGUGUAUAAUUUCGUUAAGCUGCAAUAUAUCGGUUACUUUUGGUAUUCCAUUUGGUUCGCGGUAGCGAUGCGUUUGCGCUUAAUACAGCUGCUGAUCUAUAUGCGUGUGUUGCGUCAUUACUUGGAGUGUCUUUGCUUGAAAUUGCAACAGCUUGUUGCAUACCGUACGGCGCCUAGCCAACAGCUCUUGGAUAUCAACUAUGAGAAACUCCAGACACUCGAUUGUCUUCUUGCCAUUAAGCAAAUCUAUGACUUGCUCUACAAAGCAUUUGAGCUGCUCAAUGAGUUUGCCGGCUUGUCGCUCUUCAGCGUCAUUUUCAGUUACAUGUUGGACUAUGGUUGUACGCUGUACUGGGCGCUACUCAGCUGGGAGGGUUAUCUCGAACGUCGCAAUUAUUAUGUGGCGUGCUUUUGGUGGCUGUUGCCCAUGACUAUUACCAUCUGGCAUCUCUGCUAUUUGUGCCAUAAUUGCAAGCAAUUGGAUCGCUUGAUCGCAAACUUGCUAGCCCGCAUAAUUAUUGUGAGCUCCACACAGUCCAUGUGCGCUUAUCGCAUAUUCCUGCAACAAUUCUCUACACAAUUGCAGCUGCAGUGCAUCGAGGUGACCGCCAGAAAUUUCUUUACACUGAAUUUACGUCUGAUUAUGUCGAUUUGCACAUCCACAGCGGCCUGUUUGGUGAUAAUUAUACAAUUUUUAAAUAUUUAA
This is a messenger RNA of Zeugodacus cucurbitae (melon fly), 1188 nucleotides long. RefSeq lists its product as uncharacterized. Bases 1 to 1188 code for a protein of 395 amino acids. Gene Ontology annotation, cellular component: axon; neuronal cell body; membrane. The transcript has 3 exons. Lineage: Eukaryota; Metazoa; Arthropoda; Insecta; Diptera; Tephritidae. The record is from RefSeq and is a predicted model, not a curated record. Gene Ontology annotation, biological process: sensory perception of taste.